Acanthocheilonema viteae is the source of this 438-nucleotide messenger RNA. NCBI's taxonomy places the organism in Eukaryota, Metazoa, Nematoda, Chromadorea, Rhabditida, Onchocercidae. The record is from the annotation of a GenBank genome assembly.
AUGGAAAAUGUGGGAUCAGCUGAUGCAGCAUCAAUAGGCACUACAUUGCGUUUGUUAGAGCCACCACGAUCGUUGUGGGAGUCAUCAUCUGGAGGUCAAUUGUCGUGUUACGGUAGCUUGACCGCAUCAACCUCAUCAGUUUGCGCUCCAACCAUCCAUCGACAAAAAUUAUCCAACACACCUGCUUAUGAGAAGCUACCGAGAUCGGACAGUGCUACUUCUAUGGAAGCACCGAAAUUUCAUUACAAUAUGGAUUUUGAUUUACGCGCAUUGAAAGAAGCUUUAAAGUCAGCGGAAUUUUUGGAAGAAUCCGGUUAUCAAUCCGUUUUAGAACGUUCACAGUACAAUCAAUACGGUACAGGAUGGAUUAUUCGUCAAGAUAUGAGCGAAGUAAACAGUGAUACUGAUGAUAAUUGGGGUAAGCAAAUUCAUCCUUAA